This is a messenger RNA of Mesorhabditis spiculigera, 276 nucleotides long. NCBI's taxonomy places the organism in Eukaryota, Metazoa, Nematoda, Chromadorea, Rhabditida, Rhabditidae. The record is from the annotation of a GenBank genome assembly.
AUGGCUACCCAAGAUUCUAGAACCGCCUUCACCAAGGACAAGGGCCAUUUUACAAUCCACGGCUGCGGUGACGAUCACGACUUUCUACCCGGCGUCCUUCCUGACAAUCGACCGGAUCCGUAUCUAAAGAUCUAUCAUCAAUGCAAUGACGACGACGAAAUGACGCGCAUCGACCUGCCGCGGGUGUUCUCGCCUAAAAAACAGAAGUUUCGGAGGCCCAUCUUCCUCGACUUGGACGACGACACCGACGAGUCCAACGAGAACACAGAAUUGGUG